UCGGCGGGAAUUUCGGCGGCAAACGGAAGUAGUGAAGCAGCCACUUGGAGGUAAUAUUGGAGCUGUAGGUUCCUAAAACAGUUUUUCAACGACACUCUUGGCAUGAACACAGUCAAGCAUAUGUCGCCAUAUGAAAACGAUGUGGACUUUAGCUCGUGUUGACGUUGCAAGCUAACAUCGACAUCAAAUCCUCUUCAAGUUCACGUCCGUCUGCUCUGUAAAGCGUCCUGUGGUAUUCUAAAAAGCGCCACCUAUAUUCAAGUUGUUAUUGGUAUCAUCAUCAUCAUCAUCAUCAUCAUCAUCGUAUCGGCGUGUUGAACGUAUCCAAUGCCAGGUGGGACGUCGUGACGCAGCAAGCACGUUCUCUUCCGGCACCCCAAACUUUGUGGCUUUUAUUUUGAAAAUGGCGGCAUCUUCCAUGGCGACUGGAGAGUUUGUCCAUAGCUUCAUGGAGGGUCUGGCCAGGAAAACAGGGCGUACUGGUCUACAACCAAAACCACAACCACAGCCAGUCGCCCAGCUCUGCAGGAGGAAGAGUCGUCCAGGUGCAACUGUGCACAGCAGAGCCCAGGAGAGAACAGUGCGUGUCACCCAAGUCAAGUCUUUCCCAUCUUUGGAGAUUGUUCUGGACAGACUGCCAUCAGAGAUCCUGAUGAAGAUCCUGUCCCACCUGGAUCCCGCCUCACUGAUGAGCCUCAGUCACGUCAACAAGCUCUUCCACCGGCUUGCCAACGACGAUGUGGCAUGGUGCAAGAUCUACAUGGCCGCCUUCCCUGCUGAAACAUGGAGGCUCAAGUCCACGGACAAUGCUGCGGGCAGGGCGGAGCCUCAGGAGGGCUCAUCAGGCGGCUGGAAGAAGAAGUACCUGUGGAAGAUGGGCGGAGAGCACCUGGGCAAGUGGGGGAGGGAACUCGGAGAUGUCAACCCGUUCACAGGACUGCCUCAGAAGACUGAGUGGAUUCUCAGGAACAUUGUCUGGGAGCUGACAGUGCUUGAUGUCUUCGGCCGGGUGGUCACCCCGGACAUCAGCAGGGUCUCCUUCUUCAGUACGUCUGUGACGCUGUGCUGGAGUGGAAACCACGCCAUCCAGUAUCCUCACAUCAGCAGCAUCCGGCUCUGCGCCGUGCGGAGGGACGCACUCAGGAGGCCCAGUCCCCUUUGGGGCUCACUCAUCUGGAGGGUGGACACCGGGAGUCGCCCCGAUUACUUCCUUGGCAAAGACAGGCUGGUCCAAGUCAUGCGCCUCUCACCUGGACUCGUCCUUGGCUUCUGGAGGGGUCGGAAGAGUGUGGCCUUCAUCAUGGUCAACUUACACUUGCACAGGCUGGUGGAGAGGAGCCUGCUGGGAUCUCCAGUCAGUCCGUACUGGGAGCCUGAGGGCGAGUGGCGUGGUGAUUUGAUGGUGCGCACGUACGCGCUGCACUUUGUCCUGCACAACAGCGUGUCUGAGGUCAUGGUGGCAUACUUCCAUCCUCUUGUCUGCAAAUCAGAUGGGGACUACCUGGUGAAGCUGCGGGCCAUCAGCACGACCAACUUGUCUCAGCACCGACUGCUGCUCGGACCCCUCAAUCUUCCAUGGGAGAGUGAGGCUCUGGAGGGUUCUGUGGAGAUGUGCUGCGUCAUGGUGCUGACUCUGCAGGAGGAGGUCCACAAGCCCCUGUGGUGCGUCAGCACGCCCGUCUGCGUCAAGACGGCGAGGAAGCCGGCCUGCUCGGACUACGUCGGCAAGCACUUCCUGUUGGACUACAAGGACGUGCACGGCAAGGUGAGGGUGAGUCUUGUCUGGCUGAAGGAGCAGAAGCAGUUCUUCAUCGUCAGCCUUGUUGUCAGGCUCUUCAAAGACGACAAGCACUUCAGUGCCAGGGCUCGAACAUAGGACCUUUGCAAUGGGAGGCGAGAGCGCUGACCACAUGGCCAAAUGUCCGGACUGUCGACCACGUGUUCAGCACAGCUCUUAAGGCAGAGGGAGUGAGGUUUACCAACGUACACUUGCACAGCCUCACUGGCUGGCAUCCGUGACACAUGGGCUUCGGCUUUACAUUAGGGGUGUCCACCUACAGAUACAUUGAAGACUGCGAGGGCCACUUUGAUGACAGUGGAUCCCCACUUUUUGCAGGUGUUCCAGGAUCACCAGCGGAUGCGGACAAUUUGUGAGUAAUUGAUCCACUCAUAAAAAUGUCUAUUUUUAAUGCACGGCUCGUCUGGAGCUGUCUACUAAAGGUAAAAAGCAUAUUUGGACAGAUGUAAACAGCUAUUCCAUGUUGGAAAUAUUCCAUUUAUAUAUAAAUAUCCAUAUAUAUAUAUAUUAUAAAGUGGCAUAUUUAUUUAAAUUUAUCUCAAGUUAUUCAAAAAAUGGAGGACCCCUGACUUUUCCCUGCGCUUUCAUUGCGAAUUUUCCCCUUAUUUUGUUCACUGCACUGUGACAGGAUGUAACGCAAAGCGUGUUUAUUGUGAAGGCCGGAAGCGUGCUGUUUUGUCUUUGGGCUCGAGACGACUGUGUGCUAAUAAAAGUGCUGCGCGAGCUUCGUGGCUGCGAUUCUUUCGUCGUGGCAGCUCAUUAAGCCACAUAUCUGUCAGUGUCGAAGAAAAACCGACACCGAUGUGAGCCCUUGUUUUCCAUGUUCCAUCAAUACGUGAGGUGAAAGAAGAAACCCAAUCAGAUGAAACACAUUUAUUUUGUUCUCUCUCUCUCGUUCUCUCUCUCACAGACACCCUUGAAAGUGACACAAUCACAAGAAUGGCACCAACGACGACACAAGUCUACAGUGCUGAGCAUCAGUCGUAGCAAAGUGCGUUCGAGCGGCCGCACGAGCUCCGGCGUCCGUGGGCGGAGCUUAGAGCACCGUGCGGCGCAGGAAAUUAACAUUUACACAAACGACGUUUUUUUUUUGUUUUUUUUUUUUUUGAAAAAGUGUCUUCCACACCAUUGACGAGUAAAAACAGUAGCUACGCAGUCGGAAUAUGUACACAAAUUUUGGGCCACUUGUGUCAGAGCAAGUGGCGCCAGAACCUCGUCUGUCCCGAGUCACGUGCAGAAUCGCUUUGAGCACACAUCUUUUCAAUCACCCAUUCUCCUCAUCAGUGCUAGGUGUCACCAAAAUAAAAGCUUGGCUUUUCACAUUAGUGUCAAAUUCGAGCAGCAAAAGCGCUUCGUUCAUGCACACAGAGAUGUUUACACACAAAGUUGGAAUUGAAAUGAACAACAUUUUACACUACGCUCUGAUAUCUUAAGUCCUGGCCGGUGUCGGUGCCAGGGGUCGAAUAAGGUGGGUCGCUCCCAUGUGAUUUAAAAAAAAAAAAAAAAAAAUCCUCAUGUUGAGGAAAAAUAUAUACAGUAUUUAAUUCUACGUGACAGCCACCAGGGGGCGCAAAUCACAAUUCAUAUGAUGCUGCUCCUGAAUGACAAGGAAGCCAAUUAUUGAUGCAUUAAAUGUUUUGUAUUUUGUUGAAGUAAGCAGUCAAGGUUCAUUAAUUUAUGUCAAAGAUAAGCUUGUUUUCAUCCUUCAGGACCAACAGGGUGGCAUGCUGGGGUUUGUUCCCUUUGACCAGAGUGCAGCAUGACCAGCAAACAUCCGAGCUAGGACCACGAAGUACCAUUAGCAACAUUAGUAAUCAAUGUUUGUCAUACUCUUUGUGGGCUCCGUUGAGUGGGCGGGGCUUGUGCACAUAGCGUUCCCAUGUGUGCGGGAAGUUGGCAAGCAGGUUGGCGUGCUCACUGUUUUUUUCCGCUUCUCCUGAGUGUUAAAAAAAAAAAAAAAAAAAAGCAUCUGACUGUCCUCCAGCGGCUCGGACAAUCCCGUGUAAACAUCCAAUCACUGGACAGAGCUGGUUAAGGGGGCAGGCGGUGAUGGACAAUCUGUGAUGGCUCCUUAAGGCAGACCUCGUCUCUCGGCACCGAUUAUGCGCGGAAGCACAUUCACAGCCUGCAAGACGAGCAGCAGGUGGUCAGUCAGUCAGCGGUGGUACGCGAGUGGCAUCAUGCGGACAUGCGACUCACGUGCGCCGCCAUUAUGUCUUGCUGGCGUUCUCGUAGAUGACGUCGGAGGUGAUGGCAUGCUGCUUCUUCUGCCACAUGAGCAGGACACACUGAUGGAUGAAGACGUACUGUUCCUGCAAACGGCGCCGCAGCAUCGUCAAGUCCUGAACAAAGCAACAGCAGUCGGGAGAAAAGGAUGUGGGCGUGGCCUCACCUCAGUCUGCACCAUGGAGAGGCGGUGCGAGCGCAUCUCGGACACCAUCCCCAGGAUGUCCACAAACUCGUGUUCUCGAAGGUGCUGCAAGAGGCGGUCCAGAGCGAUGAAGGUGCCGGUCCUGCCCACGCCGGCGCUGUGCUCACAAACACAUAAUGUCACCUUGGCAACAAAAAACAUACACUGCUUUGAUGAGACCUCCCCCCCGACCUGCAGUGGACUACGAUGGGGUCCUUGGUCCUGUUGGCCUGCUGACGCACAAUGUGGACAAACUGCAGGAUGCUCUCGAUGGCGUUGACUGUGGGAACGCCGUGAUCCGGCCACGAGGUGUAGUUGAGGUGAAGGAUGUCCUGAGUCUCAUCCGCCUGCAGGGGCGGCAACCAAACACACAUUAAGUCACCUGCGUUCGCCCUCUAAUAGCGGGAGCUGGAAGUGCAGACAGGAGUUGGCGCUCACAUAUCCCAGCCUGAACUUCCUGAUGGUCCACUCCGGGGAUUCGCUUUCAGAGAGCAUCUCCACGCUGAUCUCGCCAUACAUGACGGGCUCGUCGGUGAACGGCCAGUAGUGGUCGCACUUCACCUGGAGGACGAACGCAAUUGAAAGCACGGAAGGGGAGACAUGGGGGGGGGGGUAAGACUCACCCUCCGCCGCUCAUUGCACUGCGUCAGCAUGACCACGAUGGGGGACUUCUCCUGAAGAACCAUCUUCCAAAAGUCGUUGCGGGUCUCGGGCAGCGGGCCCUGGGUGGCGAUGUACUCUUUAGGAUGUUUGUAGCCCUACGGAGGAAGGCACAAUGUCACGUUGGAACGUUGCUCUCCCUCAUGGAAGCUUGUUGGGGACGGUGUCCUCACAGGAAUGUAGUUGGCGUUGAUGUAGUCUGCACCUUCAUCGUUGUGCAUGGACAUCAGCUUCACGCGACUGAAGUCGUCUGCAGGGAAGAUGGACCAUUGCAGGUGAUUUUUAACGUCUCUUCCGUGUACCUUGUGCUAGUUUGAUGCAGUCAUUCAUGUUUACCGUGCAGCUACCUGACCCGGCUUCAUGCUAGCACUGGAUCACUUCAGGACCAGUGCUACGUAAGUUUCUUUCUUACGUGAGUAGGCCUGUCACGAUAACAAACUUGGCAGGUCGAUAAUUGUGCUACAAAUUAUCAUCGAUAAUCGAUAUCGACAGCAUUUUGAGACCAUUUUUUUCAUUAAUUACAUAGCAUAAAAUUUAUGCCAUUUAACUGUACUGAAUGGUUGCAUUUCUUUUGCAAUGUAGCGAGCGACACGGUCUGUGAGCGUGCACCGUUCUGCUCCAUUUACAUUGCUGACCAAACGCCUCAGUAAGCGUUGGCUGUCGGGACGAAGGCUACAUAAUACAAGAUGGUCAUGUUCCCCUGCAUCCUCGUCACUACUUUCGAUUUGACGGUGUUCAUGCGCUCACCUUGUUCAUUCUGUUGAAAACCCAAAUAUUCCCACACUGGGUGUAGUAACACCUCGCCAUGCCACACCGGCUAGCAACUAGCUUCACCACACACUUGCUGACAAUGCCUCGGGCCACUAGCCAAAGGUAACACUGCAUAUUGGAGCUGCCGCGUGUCCCGUUACAUGCAUUUAUCAGCUGCCUCUUUUUAUCCUCUUAUUUGCCUAAAAAGCAUUUUUAAGCCUAAAAAUGUCUAAACUAAUGAAAAUACAAGUAGUAUUGUACACUGGUCACUAGGUGUCAGUAAUGUUGGCUGAGGCACACAAGCACCAGACUUGGUCGCUGGAACAACGGGCUUUUAUUGCAGCUUUAAAUGGUCUCACAACAGGCAUAAUAAUUCCUAACACAGGAUACUGAUUGCGGCCGUAACCCACAUCAAGAUAAAAUUCAACUCUCAACGCCUGACCUCCCUUCCUGUCCACCACCGUAACAUAUUUACAGCAACACACAUGAGCAUGAGUCUUAUUUUCUCUUAUUAUGUCUACUAUAUUGGGUAAUAGGAGUGUAAAGGUGACUAUGGGGUGUUAUUUCAUGUAUACAGGGGCUCUAAUAAUGUCAAAAACUUUAUUUAGAAGGUUGUAAACAGGUUUUCUGUCUUAUUUUCUUUUAUUAUGUCUACUAUAUUGGGUAAUAGGAGUGUAAAGGUGACUAAAGGGGUGUUAUUUCAUGUAUACAGGGGCUCUAAUAAUGUCAAAAACUUUAUUUAGAAGGUUGUAAACAGGUUUUCUGUCUUAUUUUCUUUUAUUAUGUCUACUAUAUUGGGUAAUAGGAGUGUAAAGGUGACUAAAGGGGUGUUAUUUCAUGUAUACAGGGGCUCUAAUAAUGUCAAAAAUUUUAUUUAGAAGGUUGUAAACAGGUUUUCUGUCUUAUUUUCUUUUAUUAUGUCUACUAUAUUGGGUAAUAGGAGUGUAAAGGUGACUAUGGGGUGUUAUUUCAUGUAUACAGGGGCUCUAAUGUCAAAAACUUUAUUUAGAAGGUUGUAAACAGGUUUUCUGUCUUAUUUUCUUUUAUUAUGUCUACUAUAUUGGGUAAUAGGAGUGUAAAGGUGACUAAAGGGGUGUUAUUUAAUAUCUAGAGGGCUCUAAUCAUGUUAAAAAGAGCAUUUAGAAGGUGGUAAACAGAUUUUCUAUGCCAAAUGUCUUAUUUUCUCUUAUUAUGUCUACUAUAUUGGGUAAUAGGAGUGUAAACGUGACUAUAGGGGUGUUAUUUCAUGUCUAGAGGGCUCUAAUCAUGUUAAAAAAGAGCAUUUACAGUAGAUGGUGGUAAACAGGUUUUCUACGCUCUAACUACUAAAAUAUUGCAUUUUAUAAAUAAGGAAUCCUACUUGGUGAAAAUGAAGUUAUGACGGUCUGAUGUGGAACCAAGGAACCAGCAUAAAGGAGGGAUGACUAUAAUGAUUUUAUUCACUUGUUUUACAGUAUAGAGUCAUUGCACAGUGUAGCAGUAGACUUACUGUAUGCAAAUGGUGGAGAUGGAGUGUAUUAGUAUAAGACAAUAGCAAGUGUGAGUGCAAUAUAGUGUGCAUGGAAAGGUGGUAGGUGGUGGCAGGUACUCACAGGGGAGGAUGUUGGUGUAGCGGUUCUUGGGUCUGUUGACGGGCAGGUCGGCUGCGUCAUGGGAAAGAUCC
Dunckerocampus dactyliophorus (ringed pipefish) is the source of this 7281-nucleotide messenger RNA. RefSeq names its product F-box only protein 15-like. The coding region runs from base 404 to 1876 and encodes 490 amino acids. Lineage: Eukaryota; Metazoa; Chordata; Actinopteri; Syngnathiformes; Syngnathidae. Gene Ontology annotation, molecular function: protein binding. The transcript has 12 exons. The record is from RefSeq and is a predicted model, not a curated record.